Molecule: messenger RNA, 2446 nt
Organism: Ceraceosorus bombacis
Lineage: Eukaryota; Fungi; Basidiomycota; Exobasidiomycetes; Ceraceosorales; Ceraceosoraceae
Source: the annotation of a GenBank genome assembly
AUGAGCGACAUCGAUGUGACUCAGGAUAGCAAGGCGUUCAUCUCACGUUGGGUCGCGCGUGCAUUCGGUCAAGUCGCUUACAAUCGUUUGGGAGCCAAAAAGGGGUACGUGGGCUCGAGAGGCGAAGCGGACCGUCAUGUAGUCGUGAGUGCAGAUGGUGCAGAGGCCGCUCUAUAAGCGAGUGCCGGUCGUCAUCAGUCGACUCGCUCACCUGUUGCCCCGCCGCGACGGCUGCGCAGCUCUCCCUGCUACUCUCGCCAUACGACAUUCCAUCAGGAUUCAAGCUCAUCGACGCAACGGCAAUCCUAGUAGUCGGUCAGGUGGAGAUCUGGCUGCCCGUGAUGAUCAGCAAAGGUGAGGGUAACAAUCGCGAAAAAGGGCCGUCGGUCAUUCUUCGCUCAACGAGCUCGAACUUUUCCACUGCCCUAUUGACCUUCUCCGACGAUAGGCUUUCAAGCUCGUCUAUCGCUCUCCUCGAGAAGUCAUGAGGGUCUGCCAGAGUCGAAUGUGAGAAAGAGCGGCGAGGUCGACCUGACCGCUUUCCCGCCCGAACUACGCGGAAAAGCGCGUUCCAACGUCAAGCGUGGUGCGGUUUUCCUGGAGGGAAGGCAGGACAUCACGUUGCUUUUUCGGCAUGUGGGCAAAGACGUAGCAAAAGCUUCGGAUGCUGCCAAGAUGCCAGACAUUGCAGCUGUGCUCUUACCCUCCCCUGAAAGCUCAACGGCAAGCGUCGCUUCUCGAAGUUCUAGACAGGGGUCAGUCAUUCUUGAGCGACCCGACCAUCCUCCGCAGCCGUGCUUUGCUCUGCUCUGGAUCGACCAUUCGAAAAUUGUCAUUUCUGGCCCAACGAUGCAACAGGGAGAAGCUCACGAGUCCCGCAUGUUGAGGAUGUUGCCCAAGAUGUGGCGCUCGUCGACACUGCUCGUACCAAGCGAAGCUAAAACGGACCGUAGUCUGCAAACAACGAGAAAGGCGGCAGGAGAGGAAGACGGGAUUUGCGCUUUUGACAAUGGUGUUGCUGUCCAAUUGAAGAAAGCGGACUUUCAUGGUAAGGCCCAGCGAUCGAAGUGCGCUAGCAGUUCAGGAAGUUGAUUUUCCUCGCACGCCUGUAGGUAACGACCACCAACAAAGACGUGGUGAUCUCAUCGGCACCAUAACUCUUCAUCUGUGGACGAAAGAGUCCAUCAAGGGUGUCAGUAGGCCUUAUACGGCUCUGCAUGUCCCGGACGUGAUUUUGUGAGCGGAGUAGAGAGAAAUUUCCCUCGACAGACAUUGAUGAUGUUGCGUCCCCUCCACCAGCCACUUUGAUCUCCUAGAAGCUGGUCGAGACGUCGGUCCUGGAUACGCCGAGCCUCGCACCACUGCCGCGAUAGAAAACUUGACGAGCGAUCUAGGGCGUGGACUCACGGUGCAAAGCGAUGAAGCACCAGUCGGCACGAUAAGGAGCUCAAAGGCUCGACAAAGGGAUUUAAAAGGAGAAAGUCCCUGUUCGAUUGAUCCCUCCCAAACCUCUCAUAGAUACGGGUCCCCCGCAUGUUCGAGAGCCGACAGUCAUAGAGGUGGCCAGCAAAUGAGUGGGACUGCGAACGGCGAUGCGAAGGUCACCGAAAAUGUUCCACCAAAAUCCCUCAAGUCUAUGUCGGCGACACAAGAGCCUGCAAAGAAGUUGAUAGAGGGCGGCAGCACAAUUCAUCCAGGAGAAAUUGGCUCAGCCUCCGAUCCAGAACUUAGCGAUGGGUUCGACAAAUUUUCGAACCCUCCGGUAGGAUGCGAGGGGACGAUGAGGACCACACAAGAUCCAGGGCAGCAAGUGGCCGUGAAGACAUCGAACAACCAGAAUGCACCGGGCUAUGAUCAUCAGUCGUCAUCGGUCCAGCAUCUGUCCAAUAUUGCGCCUAGCUCGAGUAGCAAGCUAGCAAGUACUGAAAGCACCUUUCAAAGCUUUCCAGCAUCGCCACUGGCCCUGAUUCCCGCUACCUCAGCUGAGAUCGAGUACUUGAUUGACGACGAAACAAGCCUUAAGACGGAGAUUCGUGCUGCCAUUUCAGACUCUGCGGUCGAAGGUGGGACCGUUCGUGACAGUCGCGAAUCGCUGCCCGUCGCGAACACGUUGAGACAGGUUCCGGCAUCAAGACCGCUAUCACUCACCGAAGCUGACAUCUGGUCAGCUCAUCGAGGUCUCGAGCCAAUCAAGGUGCGCGAGUGGGUUCGGACAUUCCCUCAUUGCUCUUGCUGACUGCCUCUUGGUAUCCCACUUCACGCCAUACAGCGCCAAGCGAGAGACUUGGAUCUGCAAAAGUUGCUGCUUGAAGAGAAAUUGCGGGAGCGUCUGGCGGCGGCCAUCGAGCAAGAGCGUCAGGACUGGCUGCAACAGGUGCAAGAGAAGCAGCAAGAGGUUGAUAGGUUGAAGAGGCUUUUGGAAGAAGGCACCGAGAACGGAGUCUAA